CUCUCUCAGAGGCAUCAGAGAUUCAGAGGCUCUUUACUCUUAUUAUAAUUUGGGAAUAUAACUUAAUAAUUAAUGUUAUGUUAAUCAGCAACUUGUACUAUUAUAAUAGUAGUACAGUUUAACGACGAAUCGAGAAAACUUGGAUCGUACCACGUGAGGGCAAAUUAAAGAAAUUUUUUUUGAACUAGUCGAGUAGUCGUCAAUUGAAGAGAAGUGGUGAAGUAGCAUCAAUAAGCAACAUUGGAGGAACCAGCCGGGAAUUGUGUGUGGUGUGGUGAUUGGUGGCGAUGCGGUGGUGCGAUGCUCAGCAUGUCUGCAAGUGCUUGUAAUCAGUUUUUUGUUAUCGCAUGACAAGUGUGACGCCGAUGACGACGCGAAUGCCAAGGAAUUCAUUGCGUCAUGGUAGAAGAUAGAGCUCCAAUUAAUACAGAAACCAAGUAUCAUAUAGUAAAUGCGGAUCAGGACGUCGCAGAGGAAACGCGCGGAGUAAAAACAAGGAUGCCUUCCGAGAUGAGAUCGAUUAGCGCGAGUGACUGGGUUACAGUCGCCGUCCUCUGUUUCGUAAAUCUCAUAAAUUAUAUGGACCGCUUUACAAUCGCUGGAAUAUUGAGUGAGAUUAAACGGGACUUUGAUAUUGGCAAUGAUAAGUCAGGGCUGCUACAGACUGCAUUUAUUUUGAGUUACAUGGUAUUUGCACCAUUAUUUGGCUAUUUGGGAGAUCGUUAUAACCGGAAACUCAUUAUGAGCAGUGGUGUAUUUCUGUGGUGCCUAACCACAUUUAUUGGCUCUUAUAUGAAAACAUUUGGAUGGUUCCUAUUUUUUAGAACACUUGUUGGUAUAGGAGAAGCAAGUUAUUCUACAAUUGCACCAACAAUAAUUAGCGAUCUGUUUGUAAAAGAUGUACGGUCUAAAAUGCUUGCUCUAUUUUACUUUGCUAUUCCAGUUGGAAGUGGUUUAGGAUAUAUCACGGGUGGUGAGACAGCUCGUAUCAGUGGUUACUGGCAAUGGGGAUUACGUAUUACUCCUAUAUUAGGUAUUAUAGCUAUUCUCCUAUUGCUCACUGUGGUAAGAGAUCCCAUUAGAGGUGAACGAGAGGGUGGCGUUCACUUGACAAGUACUACAUGGUCACAUGAUAUCAAGGAAUUAUUGAAAAAUCCAAGCUUUAUGCUCUCUACUGCAGGAUUUACUUGUGUGGCAUUUGUCACAGGUGCACUGGCAUGGUGGGCACCAACAUAUCUACAAUUAGGUUUCCAAUUACUUCCUAAUCAAAUGAAGAUUGAUCCAGACGAUGUUGCAUAUAAAUUUGGAUUAAUUGGUAUGGCAUCUGGUUUAAUAGGAGUACCUUUAGGCUCCGCCAUAGCACAAAAAUUACGAGUUUACUGGCAACAAGCUGAUCCUUUAAUAUGUGCCAUAGGUCUUUUAAUAAGUGCUCCUUUAUUAUUUUUUGCUAUGAUUACUGCCAAUACAAAUUCGACCCUUUGUUACAUACUAGUAUUCUGUGGUCAAGUGUCAUUAAAUUUGAAUUGGUCCAUUGUAGCCGAUAUGUUAUUGUAUGUAGUUAUUCCUACAAGAAGGUCUACCGCAGAAGCAUUUCAAAUACUUAUUGCACAUGCUCUUGGAGAUGCAGGCAGUCCCUAUCUUAUUGGAGUUAUAUCGGAAAGAUUAAAAUCCACAUUACUACCAACUGUGGUAGGACAAGCCGGUGUUCAUAGCAAUCAAAAUAUAAUUGUAGAAUUUCGUAGUCUACAAUACGCGAUGUUUCUUACUAUGUUUGUGGAAGUAAUCGGUGCUCUAUUUUUCUUCUUGACAGCACUGCACAUACAAAAAGAUAAGGCGUUAGUUGACCUCGCUAUUGCCGACAAAUGUCUAGAUACUAAGAAUAAAGGGCAAGCUGAAUCAACGAAUUUAUAGAUCAUCACUGGGCCUCACCUGAUAGUGUGCUGUAUAUCUGAUUAUUGAAAUGUUAUCUGUGUACUGAUUGGGGUAAUAUACUUUUACAGAAUAUACUAUAAGUACUAAUUAAUAUAGGAUUUCUGAUGAGAAGCAAUCUAUAAUUUUAUAUAUUUUAAUAAUUGUUUUACAAUAUAUAAUGCACACAUAUUUGUAUUUAUACAAUGUUUACAUUAUAACACACAACACACAUGCGCACGCACAGACACACAUAAAAUACUACUUAUACCUAUACUAUUUAUACCUGCCGAUUUAACUGAGUUUGCGUAUGACUAAAGUACAUUAAUUGUAUUAUGUUACUGUGCUAUUUUCAGGUGGAAGUAUUUCAGAUUCAGUAUGUAUUUGCAACGAUGCAGUUGACAGCGAAUUACAAAAUGAUAGGAAUACGAUAUUAGAAAUUAAUAGACAUCAAGUGGAACCGUCUCACUAGGACAAUGUUGCGAAGUCUUGACACUUUAGAUGAGCUAUUGUUGCGGAUGUACAGACAUGGUUUUAUCGAACAUUGCAGUUGGUUUCAUGACAGACGAUGUCACUCUUACAUAGAACAAGAAUGUUCUGCAGAAGUUCGUGAAGCAAAUUUGCAUAUAAUUAUUAUUACGAAAAAUAUCUUUAAAGGAGUAAUUACAAGUUACCAUUGUUAAUAGUGUAUAAAGUGUUAGAUUUUCAGGCACUUUCCUAACACAUGAACGAAGGCGUAUAUAGAAAUUGUACAAUACUUUAAAUGUUAUAUUUUUGUAAUCUCUUAUUGCGCGCGAAUUCGUGUAUCAUAGUAUCGAUAUUAUCAGACAAUAGAUCAAUAGAAUACAGAUUAAGAGGUAUGAAUAUUUUUACUCUGUAUUAGUAAAUGGUUUGCGCGUAUAAGAUACACAAGUACGUUUCUGUUCGAAUUGUUCGUAUGAUUUGUAAUAGAUUAGUAUUAAUGUAAUGCGUUAAUAUGCGAUUAUACUUAUUAAUUAUAAUUGUACUAGUAUUAAUUGCAUUAAACAUAACGCGAUUCUUCAUGGAAGACAUUUUUAUAAAUUGCUAAUUUAACCUUUUUACAUAAAAAUUAUUAAUAGUUAAUAUCAUAAUCUUAAGUUUAUCACUUUAGCUAGACUGAAGUUUACGCGCGUGUAGAUAGAUAUGUUUCAAUAAUUACGAAUAUGAAUAUUUCCUCUUAGAAUG
Messenger RNA from Ooceraea biroi (clonal raider ant), 3114 nucleotides. RefSeq names its product lysolipid transporter protein spinster (gene spin). Gene Ontology annotation, biological process: transmembrane transport. Gene Ontology annotation, cellular component: membrane. Lineage: Eukaryota; Metazoa; Arthropoda; Insecta; Hymenoptera; Formicidae. Gene Ontology annotation, molecular function: transmembrane transporter activity. The record is from RefSeq and is a predicted model, not a curated record.